Dermacentor albipictus is the source of this 609-nucleotide messenger RNA. The record is from RefSeq and is a predicted model, not a curated record. Lineage: Eukaryota; Metazoa; Arthropoda; Arachnida; Ixodida; Ixodidae.
UCAUGCAAUACUAUCCCACCACAUGACCGCUGGCCGAGCCUGAAUGUCGGAGGAGAAACGAGACGCGGCAUCACAAGCGGCCGCUCGCGAUGUCCGCCAACAAAGAGGAAGAUCGGCGAGGCGCGAGCUCGAAAAAGGAACGUUGCCGCUUGCCGGACCACGACGACGCCCUGCUGCUGCGCUGGCCAGCCACCACUGCCAACAAUAAAGGUGAACGGCCCGCAUGUACCGGCCGCCUGCACCAUCAUCAACAACAGCCUGCCGGGUGGCCGUCGAGGAAGCAAAGCAGUGUUCAAACACCGCUGGAACCUGCGUACCGCACUGCCCGGCCGAAUGGACCCACUGCUUGACGAUAGCAAGAGCCGUGAGCAACAGGUGGCGCAGCUGUCGCGUUUCUGCGAAGCUCUGUGGCUCAAGCGCCAGAUGACGGACGUCGAGGUGCAAGUAGAGGCUGAAGUGUUUCAGGCACACAAGCUCAUCCUCACCUGUCACUCACCCUACUUUCACAAGCUGCUCAUCAAUACGAAGCCCGAGAUGCUCAAGGUGCAGGUUCGAGAAGUCGAGGUGGUCAGAAUUGUUCCGGAGUCGUCCAUACGGCGUGCCUUGUAA